CGUUGCGCACAGUUAGGGGAAUUUUCUCAGGAUUUACUCUCGACAAAACCCACAUUUUGGGUAAAAACGGGCAUUCUGAUCCACUAGUUUACUGAGUAAUUUGCUGCAAUCGAAAUUACGCCAUCAAUACACUGGAAACACCAACUUCCUGCUGUGGUCGCUUUAUUGUACAACAAACAAACAAAUGUCAACACAUUCAUAAAAAGAAAGCUUUAAAAUGUCCUCGCCAGAUAUGAUCCUGUCGAACGAACAGGUCUCGCCCGUGGGCGACAACAUAGCAACAGAUUGGCAACCAAUUACGCUGACGCUGGUGGAAUAUCCUAAAGGUGAUUUGGUGGGUAAGCUACUAGCGUGGAUAAGUCUGGCACCAAUCGGAAUCGGUGCUGGGUUCGUGGCUUUAAUACUGUUCAGAAGGGAUCUUCACACGAUCGUGUUCUUUCUUGGAACGCUGGUCAACGAAUGCUUAAAUAUCCUGCUGAAGCACUGGAUAAAAGAACCACGACCGAUAACGCGGGCUCAGAUCUGGACUGAGUACGGCAUGCCUUCAUCACACUCACAGUUUAUGUGCUUUUUUGCCACCUACGUGUUACUAUUUAUCUUCAUAAGACUGCAUCACAUAAACAAUAGUAAUAGCGCAAGAUUCGAACGACUCGUGAGACUGUUAGUGCUAGCGAUUUGCUGGACGGCAGCGUUCCUCGUUUGCGUCGGUAGAAUCUACUUACUGUACCACACGCUCACACAAGUGCUGGUCGGUGCACUAGUCGGCAUGAUCAUGGGGUCACUGUGGUUCCUGCUGACGCACUUCGUUCUCUCGCCCUACUUUCCGAUGGUCGUUUUGUGGCGCGUGUCGGAAUUGUUCCUGCUGCGGGACACCACACUCAUACCCAACAUCCUCUGGUUCGAGUACACGGUUACUCGCCACGAGGCCCGGGCGCGAGCGCGCAAGCUAGUGAGCAUGAAAUCUCAGUGACGUUUUUGGUCACCCUGACGGUGAUAUUCUGCUGGCAUUAAAUAGCAGCAAUCAAGGUGUACUUUGCUUUCUAUUUCUCCGACCAAUCGUGUAACAGGACUUGAGCCAGCUAGCAUGUAAACAGCAAUAUAAGUAACAAACCGCCACGUUACACCUGGCGACACCUGGGUGUAAUGGAUUACGCGGGCUCGUGCAUUGUUGCACGAAAAAAGUGGUACGCAGCUGCAAAAAAUGUGGAUCAACAAUCCAUUACGGUUUUGCUUAGUUAGUAAGAGUGUGUUUCUUAAAACUGAAUUCGAAAUUCACCUCGGACGUCCGACGCAAACGGUUAAGUUGAUUCGUUUUAUUUUCUUGUUCAUUUUGGCCGCCGAACGCCAAAAAUAACGGGCACUUCAUGACACUCGGCAAUCUAGCGCAGCAAAAAAAAAAAUAUGACAGAAUGUAGGAAUUUAGACGAAACACGAAUGAUGAUUAUAACAAACACACGCGCUCCUUAAUAUUCGACAUGUAUUCGCCGAUCUUAAACAAUGGAAUAAGGAGCUUACACCAUCAAUGGGAGAACGCGGAGCAGCAUGUGCACCAGAAGAUGUACUAUAAUGUGAUGAU
Molecule: messenger RNA, 1576 nt
Organism: Anopheles nili
Lineage: Eukaryota; Metazoa; Arthropoda; Insecta; Diptera; Culicidae
Product: dolichyldiphosphatase 1-like
Exons: 3
Coding region: 218-970 (250 amino acids)
Biological process (GO): lipid biosynthetic process; protein N-linked glycosylation
Cellular component (GO): intracellular membrane-bounded organelle; endoplasmic reticulum membrane
Molecular function (GO): dolichyldiphosphatase activity
Source: RefSeq, a predicted model, not a curated record